Molecule: messenger RNA, 879 nt
Organism: Nicotiana attenuata
Lineage: Eukaryota; Viridiplantae; Streptophyta; Magnoliopsida; Solanales; Solanaceae
Product: F-box/kelch-repeat protein At3g23880-like
Exons: 1
Coding region: 1-879 (292 amino acids)
Source: RefSeq, a predicted model, not a curated record
AUGCUGACUCUUCUUUGUAAGGAAAAUCUUAAGCUAUGUUCUCUUGGUUCUUUACUUUAUGAGUUUGUUACGGAGGCAUUUGACUUCGAUUAUCCAAUAAAAUACCCUUUUGAUACUGCUUGGAUUGUGGGUUCUGUCAAUGGCUUAAUUUGUCUUAAAAAUGCGAAAGAAUAUUUAUUGCUAUGGAAUCCAUCUAUUAGAAAGCUCAAGAAAGUUACUUCUUUUGUAGCUGCACCGACGCCGACGCCUGGUCGCUACAGAUAUGGUUUUGGAUAUGAUGAGCUUAAUGAUGAUUAUAAGUUAGUGAGUGCUUUUUAUAGUACCAAUGGUCGCUCUGAUGUUAAGGUCAAUAUGUAUAGUUUAAAUAGUGAUCAUUCUUGGAGAAGGAUUGAUGAUUUCCCCGAUGGGGUGUUAUUGGGUUCAGCUAAGUCCGUCGAUGGGAAGCUUCAUUGGAUUACUACUGGUAGUUGUCCUGGGUGCAAUGAUAGGGUCAUCAUUUCUAUUGAUUUGGCUGGUGAGAAAUGGGGAAAGCUGGAGCAGCCCUGCUAUGGAGUAGAAUAUUUUCUUCUGUGGCUGGGAGUGUUGUUUUGUAAAUAUUACGAGAGAAACUGCAUAGAUGUGUGGGUUAUGAAAGAAUAUGGGGUCAAAGAGUCUUGGACAAGAAUGUAUACCAUCGAAUUUCGUCCUGAUGUCGAGAACUCUGUGCCUUCUCCACCCCUUUGCAUGUCAGAUAAAGGUGAAAUUGUUCUUGUGUUUGGAUCAACUUUCAUGAUUUACAAUCCAAAGGAUGGCUUGAUCAGAUAUCUAGAGGUUGCUAACAUUCGUUUUUGUAUUGCGGGGAUCGUCUACAUUGAAAGCCUAGUUUGUCCAAUCUUAUGA